AUGGUGCCAGGGCUGCGAAGUGAAGGUGCACGAUCUCCUGUAUACAAUUCCAAAGAUGAAGAAUUCAGCAUUGAGAUGCACCACGGAGGCUUUUUUAUGGGAAAUGGUGUAAACCGGGCUUAUGUUGAUGGUAGAGUAAGCUGGUUUGACCAUUGUGAGUCAGAUUCUUGGUCACUGUUGUGGGUUGAUGAUUUCAUUGAAGAAUUAGGAUAUGAGAAAUCUGAUAACACCAAAAUUUACUGGUUGCUUCCUGGCAAACAAUUAAAUGAUGGGUUGAGGAGGGUUAAGUGUGAUGCAGACACUAAUAGUAUGGUCGCUCUUGUACCUAGGGUCCGAUCAUUUGUUUUGUAUGCAGAUCAUCAAGACAUAGUCGACGCUAUUGACUUAGAUGAUGUGGCAAUUAUUGGUUCAGAUCCUUUGCGUACUGCUGUGAAACCAAGUAAAAUAAUUAGGGCUAAGAGUGAUGGUGGGGAGUUGAUUGUAGAUAAACGUGCUACCGACGCUAAAAUUGAUGAUGAAGAGGAGUCAAGAACUGAAGAUCUAGAUUUUGUUGAUAGUGAUUAUGAGAUUGAUCAUGGGGAUGAUGACUUGUUUGAUAAUUGUGUUGAAGGGCAAAUUGAGUUAGCACAUAAUAAAGAGGAGGGUUCAGACUAUGGUUCAUCUGAAGAUGAAAGGUUGAUGAUGCCAGAUAUUUCUGAAGAAGAAGAAGAAGAAGAAGAAAUCAAGUUCAGUUUUAAGAGUUUUAGGGCUGAUGUAGACAUGGAGACACCUGAGUUCAAGGUUAGCAUGAUGUUUGCAGAUGCUGUAGAGCUUAGGAAAGCAAUAGAUCAAUAUACUAUAAAGAACCGAGUUGCUAUUAAGAAGACACGGAAUACCAAAACAAGAAUUGAAGCUAAGUGUGCUGAAGGUUGUCCAUGGAUGUUGUCUGCAUCUAUGGAUAAUAGAGUCAAAUGCUUAGUGGUAAGGGAAUAUAUAGAGAAGCACACCCGCUCUAAACAGUGGGAGAUCAAGGCCGUCACAGCUAAGUAUCUUACAAAAAGGUACAUUGAGGAAUUUAGAGAUAAUGACAAAAUGACACUGAUGAGCUUUGCUAAGAAAAUUCAGAAGGAACUCCACUUAACACCAUCUAGGCACAAGCUAGGUAGAGCUAGAAGGAUGGCUAUGAGGGCCAUAUAUGGAGAUGAAAUAUCUCAGUACAACCAAUUAUGGGACUAUGGACAAGAAUUGAGAACCUCUAACCCAAGGAGCUCAUUCUACCUGAACCUACUUUUUGGUUGCUUCCAUACUUUGUAUAUGUCAUUCGAUGCUUGCAAGAGAGGGUUUUUGUCUGGGUGUAGACCUAUCAUUUGUCUUGAUGGAUGCCAUAUUAAAACAAAAUUUGGUGGCCAUAUCCUAACUGCUGUUGGUAUGGACCCAAAUGACUGCAUUUUUCCCAUUGCAAUUGUAGUAGUUGAAGUUGAGAGCUUGAAAAGCUGGAGUUGGUUUCUUGACACUCUAAAAAAAGACCUUGGCAUUGAGAAUACAUCUGCAUGGACAGUGAUGACUGAUAGGCAGAAGGGGCUUGUUCCAGCUGUGAGAAGGGAGUUUUCUCAUGCUGAACAAAGAUUUUGUGUGAGGCAUCUAUAUCAAAAUUUUCAAGUGUUACAUAAAGGGGAGACACUAAAGAACCAACUUUGGGCUAUUGCAAGAUCUAGCACUGUGCCCGAGUGGAAUGCCAAUAUGGAAAAGAUGAAGGCAUUAAGUAGUGAAGCUUAUAAGUACCUUGAAGAAAUUCCUCCAAACCAAUGGUGUCGAGCCUUUUUCAGUGACUUUCCGAAGUGUGAUAUCCUUCUUAACAAUAACUCAGAAGUGUUUAACAAGUACAUUCUUGAUGCCAGGGAGAUGCCUAUUUUGUCUAUGCUUGAGAGGAUUAGAAAUCAGAUCAUGAACAGGUUGUACACCAAGCAAAAAGAACUAGAAAGGAAUUGGCCAUGUGGCCUCUGCCCAAAAAUAAAACGGAAGGUCGAGAAAAAUACAGAGAUGGCUAAUACAUGCUAUGUUUUGCCUGCUGGGAUGGGAGCAUUUCAGGUUAGCGACAGAGGAUCUCAAUACAUUGUUGAACUUAAUGUAAAGAGAUGUGAUUGCAGGAGGUGGCAGCUCACUGGGAUUCCUUGUAACCAUGCCAUUUUCUGUCUAAGACAUGAAAGAAUCAAGCCAGAGGAUGUAGUGUCAUUUUGCUAUUCAACCAGGUGCUAUGAACAAGCUUAUAGCUACAACAUAAUGCCACUGAGAGAUAGUAUCCACUGGGAGAAGAUGCAGGGUAUAGAGGUGAAGCCACCAGUAUAUGAGAAGAAAGUGGGGAGGCCAAAGAAAACUAGGAGAAAAUAG
Molecule: messenger RNA, 2367 nt
Organism: Oryza sativa Japonica Group (Japanese rice)
Lineage: Eukaryota; Viridiplantae; Streptophyta; Magnoliopsida; Poales; Poaceae
Source: RefSeq, a predicted model, not a curated record